AAGAAAUCUUCCCUCCUUAGAAUUUAUUUUUAUUUUUAUUUUUUUAAAAUUUGAAAUUUGAAGAAUGGCCGGUUAUAGAUGAAGCAAAUAGUAUUAUUUUUGUAUGUUCAAAUGACAUUUUUUUUCAGUUUUUUUUCGAAAUGAAUAAUGUCAACAACAAAUAAGGUAAUGGUGACAAUUUCACAAAAUAACAACGAUAACAACAAUAAUGAUCAAACAAAUUCUUCCAAUUUAUUGACAUCGAUUGAUAAUGAUAAUGAUAAUACGAAUUUAAUUAUCAUCGAUACACAAUCAUCAUAUCAACGACAACAACAAUUUUUAUUUAUUUCAGAUUCAUUGGAUAUUAUCAAUGAAGAAUCACCAUCAUCAUCAUCAUCAUCAUCGAAAACGAUAACAUCGAAUCAGUCUAAUUCAAUCAAAUCGCUGGCAACUGCUCAAAAUUAUUAUCAUCAUCAUUCGAUUUCGAAUGAUAAUAAGAAUUUCUAUAAACAACAACAACAACAACAAAAAUACGCAGCCGAAUCAACAACCAUUUCGGAUGAUAAUAAUGAACAGGUGGAUAAUUGUCAAUCGAAUCGAACGAUCUCAUCAAUCAUAUCAUCAUCAUCAUCAUCUUAUUCACCGCUGGUUUCAUCUUCAUCGUCCAAUAAUAAACAACAGCAACAACAACAUAAUUCAAACGUAAUGAAUGAAUCAUCAUCAUCAUCAAUAGAUUCAUUACAAAUAAACAGUACAAAUUCGAAUCAAAGAUUCAUACGAACAAUAAUAACAAAUUCUGGUCAUAAUAAUAAUCAUCAUCAUCAACAGCAGCAGCUAAUUGACAAUAAUGUCAUCAUGUCAUCGCCACCAUCAUCAUCACCAUCCGUUACAAAUACGGAAAUUACGGCUACUACAAAUGAAUUUAUUCAAUCACAACAAAUCAAUAAUAAUAAUAAUGUUAGUGAUAUAACGGUUGAUUCAACAACAUCGAUAUCAACAAAUCAUCAUCAUCAUCAUCAUCAUUCUCAUCAACAACUUUUACAUGAAGCUACCGAGCAGCUAUCAUCAUCAUCAUCUGCUGUUCUUGAUUAUGGAAUGACAUUCUCUAGUCCAACAACAACAAUAACGACCAAUCAUCAACAUUUACAAUUACAAAUUGAUGAUGCAGAUCAUCAUAAUCAACAACAACAACUUCAGCAAUUAACAUUAGCAUCACCAACAGUCAUUGACCAUUAUUUUGUUCAACAGCAACAACAACAAAAUCAAUUAUUGACAAAUGCAACUUCAACAUCAUCGUCAUCACCAUCAUUACAUCAUCAAUAUGGAUCAGAUGGAAUAAAUGUUGAUCAAGAAUCAAUGUUUCACGACCUUUCAUAUGUGAACGGUACGGAUGUUAUUAAUUUAAAUUCAUUAUCAUUACCAUCAUCGCAACAACAACAACAAUCAUCAACAUCAUUACAAUAUCAAGAAAAUGUUGUACAAGAUCUUCCAGUAUUAACACGUGCACGUGCUACAUUACCAAUUGAAUAUUUAUAUCUUCAGGAAAUAGAAUCUGAUGUGAUUGGAGUAUUUGCACGAAAACAGAUACCAAAGCGUACACAAUUUGGACCAAUCGAAGGUGUUAUGAUUGAAUUACCCACCGAAACCAGUCAAAAUUAUUCACCAAAUAGUAUUGCAUAUAGUUCGAAAUUAAAUCUGAUAAUUUUUAUAACUAAUCAAAUGAUUCUAAGUCAAGCGGAUGAAAAUGGUUCAAAUUGGACUAGAUUUAUACGGCCAGCACAAAAUGCUACGGAACAAAAUAUUGAACUUGUAACUAAAGAAUUUUCUGCCAAUGAAUUUAAAUUAUUUCUACUAUCAACACGUACAAUAAUGCCUGAUGAAGAAUUAAAAGCAUGGUAUUCAUCCGAUUAUGCUAAAACAAUUGGUAUUAAACUUUUAACCGAAAAUUUCGAUAUUAAUAAUGAUAAUGAUGAUGCAUUGCAUCAACAAAAUCAACUAGUCAAUAAUAAAAUUAAUGAUGGUGAUCAUAUGAUUGAUAAAACAACAACAACAUUGGCUAAGAUGGAUGAAAAUUUCAACAAUUCCGAUGAUAAUAAUAUUCAUUAUCAACAGCAGCAGCAAACUGGACAUAAAUUACGAAAUAAGAUAGCCAAAACACAGCAGAUUAUAGUCCAGCAGCAGCAACAACAAUUAAAUGGCGAUAAAUCAAUUAUCGUUUCGUUUGUUGAUGGUAAUGGUGGUUCAUCAAUGACUACGCCGGCCACAACUAUCACUGAUCAAAAUCUUACAUUUAUCAAUGGAUUACCACCGUUAUUACCGGCCACAGCUGUUUUAUCAUCAUCAUCAUCAGCAUUAAGAUCACGAUCAUCAUCGGAAUCAUCAUUAUCAACAUUGAAAACAAACGAAUCGAAUAAUUCACAGUCAUCAAUUAAACCAUUAUAUGAAUGUCAAGAAUGUCAUAAAACAUUUCCACGUAAAUAUAGUUUACGACGACAUUGGGAAAUGCAUUCCGGUGAAAAGAAUUAUAAAUGUCCAAUUUGUGGAUUAGCAUUCAAUCAUGUUUAUAAUCGUAAUCGACAUAUGAAAACACAUAAAGUUCAUCAAUAUCAGCCGGAAGAAUCGAAUGUUUCUGAAGCUGUAGUGAUGGUCGAUUCAACAAAAAAAAUUGAUACAAUCGAUCCACCAUCAUCAUCAUCAUCGACAACCUCGACAUUAUCUUGUUCAGGUGUAAUUGAUGAACAACAAUCAAUUAUCGACAAAUCCGAUCCAGUCACAUCAUCGUCAUCAUCAUCUUCUUCGAAAGAUAUUUCAUUAAUGGAUAUGUUAAUGGAAGAAAAAGACAAUUAUUAUCGUUGUACACAAUGUUAUAAACGAUUUUCCACUAAAGAACGAUUCGAUAAACAUGUAACCGUACAUGAUGAAUCGGCGAAAAAAUUAUCCUGCGAGGUUUGUGAUCGAAAAUUUCUGACAAAAUCGGCAUUAUCCUGUCAUGUUCGAUAUCAUCAAUUUUCAUCCGAUGUUCCACGAAAAUAUGAUUGUUUAUUAUGCGAUAAAGUGUUUGAUAAUAUACAAUCACGACGUGAACAUAUUUCAGUGCAUAUCAAUCCAGAUACAGGUCUAUUUCAUUGUCCGAAAUGUACAAAAAAUUUUGAAGAUUUUUCCAUCAUACGUAAACAUUUGAAAUCAUUUCAUUCGAAUGAAAUUUUUCCAUGUACCGAAUGUUCAAAAGUAUUUCCACGACAGGAUAAAUUACGUUUACAUAUGCUAUGCCAUAGUGAUCAUUGGGAAUUUAAAUGUUCGAUUUGUGGUAAACAAUUUAAACGUAAAGAUAAAUUAAAAGAACAUACACAACGUAUGCAUGCACCGGAUCGAAAAGAUCGUAUGGCCGCCAAAAUGGCAGCUCGAAUGCAACGUGUUAAAGUACCGCGUGCAAAAAAAGUGGCAACCAAACCUAGUCAACCUAAUUAUCAUGAAUAUAUUUAUAAAUGUCAUAUUUGUCUUUACGGCUUUAAACGUCGUGGUAUGCUAGUCAAUCAUCUUGCUAAACGUCAUCCGGAUGUUCCAUAUAAUACCGUACCGGAAUUGACAAUGCCGAUUGUUAAAACUUCAAAAGAUUAUUAUUGUCAAUAUUGCGAUAAAGUUUAUAAAUCCAGUUCUAAACGUAAAGCACACAUUAUUAAAAAUCAUCCAGGAAAAUCUUUGCCACCAUCGAAUCGAAGUAAACAAUCGAUACAACAAUCAUCAUCACCAUCAUCAUCAUCGAUAGUAUCCGGUUCCGAUUCGUUGGUUAAUCCACAAACCUAUUCAGCAACUGUUGGCAGUAUAACAAUAAAUCCACAUUUUUGUGAUUGGUGUCAUAAACAAUAUGCAAGCAAAGCAAAAUUAAUGCAACAUCAAAGGAAAAAACAUCCAGAUAAGAUGCAACAAUCAACGACAUCUGUUUCACCAUUGAAAAGGAACAAUAAAAAUCAGCAACAACAACAACAAUCAAACGACACAUUGAUUAUCAAUAAUAAUUCGGAUACUGCAGCUGCUGCAGCAGCACCUGGAAUGUAUAAAUUCAAUACGGUUAUUACGGAAAAUGGCAAGGCAACAUUCCAUACUGUACCUAUUUCGACUUCAAAUAAUACAUCGAUGAAAUCACAAAUGAUUACAAUGAUUGAAUUGAAUCAAUCACCCGUAACAAUUGAUCAACAACAAAUAGAAUCACCAACAAAACAAUUAAUGAUCAAUCAUCAUCAUCAUCCGAAUUCUAAUCAACAUACAUUUUUAUCACCAACAGAAGAUUCAUCGGCUGUUUAUCUUGAUGAUUUUACUAUUCAUUAUAAAGAUCAUCAUCAUCAUCAUGGAACCGAUUUUAUGGGUGAUCCAACAUCGAAUGUUCAUCAUGUAUCCGAUGUUGAUAUUCAUCAUAAUCAUCUUCAACAUCAACAACAACAGAUCACUGGCUAUACAAUCGAUUCUAAUAGUUUUGAAGAUUUAAUGAAUUUAAGUUUAAAUGGUGGUAAUGAUGAUGGACCUGAUGUUAAUCAUAAUACAUUGCAUAAUGUAUUGCCCAUUACAGAAAAUGGUGAUGAUCAUUCACCAUUUUCCCCCUCAUCAAAUGUUAUCACUAUCCUUGCUUGUACGAAUCCAUCGACAACAUUUGCUAGUGAUUUAAAUGAAUAUUGUACCGAUAUAAUGACACAUAUUUCAUCGGAUUUUCAAACAUCAACAACAACAUCACCAUCAUCAUCGACAACAACAUCAACCAUUUUAAAUGGCAAGCCAAUCAAUUAUAAUCAUCAUCAACAUGAUAAUAAUGGUCAUCAUCAUCAGAUUAUCAACAUAAACAACAAUCAUGAUUCACCAAUAGCAACAACAACAACAAGAACAGCACAUGAUUUAUUAAUAUCAUCGGCUGCUAUUGAUGAUGAUAACAAUAAUAAUUGGACACAACAUACCAUCACUACAACCAAUAACGAUCUGUGACAAAAAAAAAUUUGUCUGCCAUUUUGAAAAAAAAACGAUAAUAACAUUUUAUAAAAAUGCCAAUAAACUAUAUUUUAACU
Messenger RNA from Dermatophagoides pteronyssinus (European house dust mite), 5030 nucleotides. RefSeq lists its product as uncharacterized. Lineage: Eukaryota; Metazoa; Arthropoda; Arachnida; Sarcoptiformes; Pyroglyphidae. Gene Ontology annotation, molecular function: protein binding. The record is from RefSeq and is a predicted model, not a curated record.